GAGGUCAGUAGCACCCUUAUUUGCAUACUUAGAAAACACACGAUACUAUCUAAUACUUGCUUAAGUUGAAAUCUUGGUUUAAAGAUAAGUAAAUUAUCUAUCUUCAGCCAACAAAAAUCACCUUCUUCUAGUUAAAAAUGUGUGAAAACUAUUUUGUAUGCAAAUAGUAUGUAACUGAAAAGACAGAACUUAACAUUUUCCUCAUAUCGAGUGUCGUGUUGGAGCAUGAGCGCACAUCGUUCAACAACCUCAAUGAGAAAACAUUGCUUUUUAAACACAAUUUUACAGCAGUUUGAAGACCUGUUUUCAGUAGAUAACCAUGGCAGGGUUUGCUCCGUUCGGUAGAGACGACCAACCUCUUCUUGAUGUGAGAAUAAUUGGAGGAAAACGCGUAGAAAUAGCAGUCGAUCAAUAUGGGAGGCCAUUAAACAACAACAAGAAAUCUAAAGGACAAAAUACAGACGCAAGAUUUUCACACUCUUUGUCUGAAGGACAUAAUAUUAACUCUCAUUCUCCUCGAAAUACAGCUGUACCCCCUUGGGUUAGAGGUGAAACUCCCCCGAAAAAAGUCCUUAGACAACUUGAAAGUCCCAAUGAUAGUACCAGGCAAAGUUCCAGAUCAAGCUCUCUUCCUGGAUCACCUAUAAUAUUACCACCAAUUACCAGGAAUCAGCUGGAACAUGAUGCUCCAAAAGCCGAAGUUAUUCAUGAUGAAAGAGAUUCUUUAUCUGAAAUAAUCAGAGCACAGGUACAAGGGAUGGAUACAAAUAACUUAAAGGAUGCAUACAUGGAAUUCUGUGGUUUAGAUUCAACAUUAACAGGGUUUGUAGAUGCUGAACAAGUUGAAAAAGCCUUUGCAAGGUGCAGGAUUCCCAUUAAUGGAACACUUCUACAAACACUCAACUCAAGGUUUAUGUCUGCGAGACGACCUAACUGGGUUAAUUAUGAACAACUAUUAAAGUUUGUCAAUAAUAUAGUGAAAGGUGAAAAGAAAAGUGAUGUUGUACCUAGACUUGAUCUGUCUUCCAAUCCUGGGGAUCUUGCAAGAAGUCGCUUACCACAAAACUCAUCUUACGACAGGGAUAUCCCUCUUAAGCCUAAUGAAAUAUCACCUCGUAGUAUAAAUGACGGUAGUCUAUCAGGCAGACAAAGUGCAAUAGUUGUCAAUCGUGCAUUUCAAGAUCGACAGGAUGUACAUUUGCUGGUGUACAUGGAAAAGAUGUUGAAACAGGUCGAUAGAGUAAGAGAUCUUAUUUGGAAACUACAAGAAACACUGGAGCAAAAUGACCCUCAAAGUAAUAUUAUCAGCUCACAAAAGUUAAAAACCUUUUGUCUGAGACAUCAUUUACCAUUUAAUGGCUCUCUACUGGACAAGAUCCUGGAUAGACUAGACCCCAGAGGAACAGGGAGGGUCAACUGGGAGUCAUUCAUGGUAUUCAUUGAGAGAGCACUACCUAUAGAUGCAAUAACAAACCAAGAAUCAACUGUGGCAGGAUCCAGGGGAAGUAUAGUGGAGACGCCACCUCUGCAGCCAACUUGGGAAACCAGGAAACCCCUGGGCGCUGUACCAGAGAGAAGCAGAGUUAUUACUGAGACUGCUGUGAUGGAGCAAGAAGAGAUGUUUGAUGAACAGCAAAAAAACCUUGAUUUACAGCUUAAGGAACAGAGUCAAGAGCUGGCAGAAAUACUCAACAAACAGCAGAGAGAUCUUGACAGAAGACAGAAAUCCCUUCAUAUAGAUCACAUCUCAGAGUAUGAACAUCUGGGGAGAGACUUAGAUGAGGGGUCGGUACGACAAGAGAUGAACAGAAAUGUACCCCUAAAUCAAGAAGAGCUAGAAGAACAACACAGGAACCUUGUAAGGCAACAAAUGCACCUGAUUGAACAAAAAAGAAAGAUCCAAAAGGAGCAGGAAGAGUUGGAUAAGGUUUUGCGACAUGAUGGUGAGCAUAAGGCUGCUUAUGACGAAGCUGAGAGCCCCAUUCAAAGAUUUCUACGUCUUGCAAAUGCUUUGUUUCUAAGCGAUGAUGAUAACUCAGGUUUCCUUGACAUUGACAGCACCAGACGACUGGUCAAGAAUUACAACUUGGUGUACCAUCUUGAUUUUACCUCAGAUAUCAUAGAAGAUGCUAUCGGCAUUUGUAGUACACCAGAUAGGAUGGUUAGUAUAGAACAUCUACUGAAUGAACUGAAAAGAUACAUUUAAACAUACAUGGACUCACCCUACCCCCCUAGGGUUGGUGUGUGCGAUUGGAUGGUCAGUGAUUUCAUUAGUGUGGACAAUCUAUGCACCCUACCCCUCUAGGGUUGGUAGGACUACUGAACAAACAGAGAAGAUAAAUCUAAAUACCGGUAUGUUAUUAUCAGUGCAGUCUGAAGAAAAUAUUGACAUACCCUACCCUCCCAUAGUCCAGAUGUUGGCCACUCCUUUAACCACUCCCUUUUGUUGAGCAGUGGUCAAAGGAGGGGACAGCAUCUGGACUAGCCCUCCCAGAGGAAGCCCCCUUCCCUCCUCCUGUAAAAGGUAAAUGGUUACCAUAUUUUUUCAGUCAGGUAAAGAAUGUUGGACUGUUGCCCCAGUUCUCUAAUUUUGAAGUCUUUUAGAAGGGGUUUCAAAUUAACAACACAGUUAUGUGUAUUAUAUUCACACUUAUGUGUAUUAUAUUCACUCAAACGUAACAGAGUAUAUUUUAAAUAGAUACAGAACAAAUAUUUCUAUGUUAUGUCAAAGAAGAUGUUCUGGGCCUCCUGUGGUACUAGUAGCAUUUAAUGAAUCACUGGACACCAGAGCCCUGACAUUCUUUCGACUCUCAAGGUAAUACUCCAUUUUAAAGUUCUGUUCGAGUGACCAUGAAUAAUAGUUGCAAGUUGAGGUUGCAGUUUUCGCGCAUAGUAAAACUAUACUUUUUAUCAUGCGCAGAAACUCCAGCCUCGGCUUGGAAUGGAACUGUAAAAUGGUGUAUUGGUAUGAACACUUGUGAUUGAUAGUGCAGCUGUUAUUCAAUCAAUUAUCACAAAAAAUAUUCAAACCAACCACAGCUCUUGAAUCCAAUUCUUGGCAUCGUCGAGCAUGCGCAACAAGAAUAACAGGGGUUGAGAGUGUACAUACACUACAUAACUUACCCACUAGAGUGACUUUAUUUUUGUAUGUAUAUUGUGUAAAAGAGAGAGAAUUCUAAACUUUUAAAAAUUGAUUUUAUAAAGAGCGUGUAAAUUAUAAAGUAGAGAGUAAAAGAAAAAGUUUAUUAUAUGAGAAAAGUUCAGACAAGCGAGAAAUGAGGCUUGUAGAAUAAUAUUAAAGAUUAUCAGUAUAUUAAUAUCCAUUAGAGUGAAGUAAUAUAUGGUGUAUUGAGGCUUUGCGGCACCAUCACGUGAUGGCAGCCAUGACACGAGGAACAAUAAAAUCUGGUCUAAUCUGGUUUACAUGAGAGAAGAAAGUUUCCAUGGGGGAAUUUAAGACUCUGUCGUUGUGCGUCCUGUCAUGGCGCAAAGCCUCUAUUAUAAGAUAAAUGUUGAAUAAUAUGAUUUGAUAUCGUGGUGUUUUUUGUUGCUUGGAAUGUUAUAUCAAGCAAAUUUUUCUUAGAAAAUAUUCCGAGAAAAAUGUACAUAAUGUCACAUAAUUCACAUUUUGAAUUUGAUUUUAUUAAUGUAUAAAUGUAUGUGACUUCUAUAUUGUUUCUUCACCAAAGGUACCAAUAAAAUAGUCAUAACUGUUA
Actinia tenebrosa (Australian red waratah sea anemone) is the source of this 3716-nucleotide messenger RNA. RefSeq lists its product as uncharacterized. The record is from RefSeq and is a predicted model, not a curated record. NCBI's taxonomy places the organism in Eukaryota, Metazoa, Cnidaria, Anthozoa, Actiniaria, Actiniidae.